Messenger RNA from Sphaeramia orbicularis (orbiculate cardinalfish), 1856 nucleotides. RefSeq names its product homeobox A11a (gene hoxa11a). The transcript has 2 exons. Bases 141 to 1037 code for a protein of 298 amino acids. Gene Ontology annotation, molecular function: DNA-binding transcription factor activity, RNA polymerase II-specific; RNA polymerase II cis-regulatory region sequence-specific DNA binding. Gene Ontology annotation, cellular component: nucleus. Gene Ontology annotation, biological process: regulation of transcription by RNA polymerase II; anatomical structure development. Lineage: Eukaryota; Metazoa; Chordata; Actinopteri; Kurtiformes; Apogonidae. The record is from RefSeq and is a predicted model, not a curated record.
CACGUCAGCUUACGUCUCCAAAUUUCUGCUUAGCGAACCUGCUUCAAAGAGGCAAGAGGCACGGCGCUUCAGAGCCAUGUUCAGGGCGGUUAUAGACGAAUCAAAGCCCAACAUAGAGUUAUAGUAGAGGGUGAACUACGAUGAUGGAUUUUGACGAAAGGGUCCCCGUCGGAUCGAACAUGUAUUUACCCAGUUGCACUUAUUACGUCUCGGCGGGGGCUGAUUUCUCCGGUCUUCCCUCGUUUUUAUCCCAGACCCCGUCCACCCGCCCCAUGACAUACUCCUACUCCUCUAACCUGCCGCAGGUCCAACCCGUCAGAGAGGUGACGUUCAGGGACUAUGCAGCCAUUGACGCGUCCGGUAAAUGGCCGCACCGGGGGAACUUGCCCCAGUGUUACCCCAGCGCAGAGGACAUGGUGCACCGGGACUGUCUGUCGGCGCAAACGGCUGUGGUAGGGGACAUGUUCGGUAAAAACAGUCCAGCAGCCGCCGCCGCCGCUUAUCACCACCACCACCACCACCACACAAGCGCCGGCUCCGCUGCCUCCAAUUUCUACGGGAACGUGGGCAGGAAUGGCGUGCUGCCACAAGCCUUCGACCAGUUUUACGAGACGGCGUACGGGAACGCGUCGGAGAGCUCCUCCGCGAACGGCUACUCAGGGGACAAAACGGCGAACAAGCAGCCCAGCUCCGCGCCGGAGGACGCAGCGUCGUGCCGUGACACCGAGGCGAAGGAUCCGCGGGAUGAGACGAGCAGCCCGGAGUUAUCUUCCGGCAACAAUGAGGAGAAAUCCAGCAGCAGCAGUGGACAGAGGACCCGCAAGAAAAGGUGCCCUUAUUCUAAAUACCAGAUCAGAGAACUUGAAAGGGAAUUCUUUUUCAGUGUGUAUAUUAACAAAGAGAAGCGCCUGCAACUGUCUCGGAUGCUCAACCUCACCGACCGACAAGUGAAGAUUUGGUUUCAGAAUCGUCGCAUGAAGGAGAAGAAACUGAACAGAGAUAGAUUACAAUAUUAUACAUCUAAUCCUCUGCUUUAGGGUUCACCCCAGCUCCUCCAGUCCUGUGCUGUGGGGCUGACUGCGUUUACAGACUGAUUCUCCGGCUGUGACUCUCCAGUGUACAUUGUGUACCACAGUGGCCGAGACAGUGCAACAACAUUGCUCAGUGGUUAAUUUCAAGUUCGAGGACAUCAGUAUCCUGUGAUCUGAAUCAACUGAAGAGUGAGCAUGAAUUAAGACAGUUUGUGGACUUAAAUUUCGCUCUUCAAACUGUUUGGAAAAUGUAGAAAUGGAUUUUGUCCUCGCCAAGACUGUGCUUGCGGAGGCCUGUGUUAAUAUUAUUGUGAUUCACAGACGCCUUGUUUUAUUUUGUUUUCACGCGGACAGAAUCAGCAGUCAUUAAGUGACUGAACCAGUGUAUUUUGUAAUCAAAAGAUUAUUCUCAUUUUUCUGUUUGAAAAUCGGAAAAGUGAUUAAAAAUGUGGUGAAUUUAAGAUGAUGGAAAAUAUGUGACAAAACUAAAUCUAUACGAACUUUGGUGUGACCAAAUAAUGAGUCCGAAAGGAUGAGAAUGUAACGUGUUUCUGUUGUGUGUGCUUAUUUAUUUUGUAGCCACUCGUUUCUCUCCUUUGAUGCCACGGCUAACCAAGUCGAAGUCCAUGAUUACAGACAGGCCAAUGGAAUUCCAUGUUCAGUCUGAGUUGACCUCAAAAGGAGUUUUGCGUGUAAUACCCAAUUCAUGUUGUCGUUUUGAUUUUUUUAAAAAGACUAUCACAAGAAUAUUGAUAAUGCAGGCCAAACCAGAGAGAUAAGCUUGUCCACUGGAUCCGUGUGGAGUUGCACUGAGGUACAUGCCCA